Messenger RNA from Fusarium sp. VM40, 2469 nucleotides. The record is from the annotation of a GenBank genome assembly. Lineage: Eukaryota; Fungi; Ascomycota; Sordariomycetes; Hypocreales; Nectriaceae.
AUGUCCUUUUUCGGUCUCGAAAACGCGCGCCACAACACGGCAGCGCCUGGCUUCUCCCAAGCUCACGACCCAUUUGCUGGCUUGUCGGGCAACGAUGGAGACGCCGAUGACGCUCUCGACUUCGAGGAGACGUAUGAUGGUCUUGGAGAUCAACUCGAAGAGACCGGAGACUCCUUCAACGACGAUACCUUUGGAGACAGUGGCCCAACGGUUACUCGCAGUGCUGGAAAAGACUUCGACUUCUUUGGCCAGACUGCCAAGGUUGCCGAUGCGAUAGAAGAGGAACACCUUCGCUACCAUCGCCAGGGGCCAGCGGCUAAAACCGUUACCGCUGCCGCUGCCGCAGCCCAGGCCCCUGCUCAUCAAUAUACCCAGGCCGACUACCAGUCCUACUACUCUGGCCAGCCUUACCAACAGCAGCAGCAGCAGCAAGUCUAUCGACAACAGCCUGUGCGGUCUGGAUAUGAGAAAUAUCGCGACCCUGAGCCGCUUCCCGAUCUACAUGUCGAUCGAAGUAUUUGGGGUAUUGGACCAUCUAAGCCUGCCCAGCAAGCAUCACCGGCACCUGUUCCUGCAGCUCAGCCUAUCCAGCAUGCGGCCAGUCGUAAGGUCAUGAGCUUAGAGGAGGUUGAGGCCGCUAUGCGAUCCCAACCCAAGCAGCAUACACCUCAGCCUCACGUUGCAGAUCUUGCCUACCAGCAACCCCCUCCAGGAUUCACCGGUCACCAGCUUCAGCCUCCUCAGUCUCAUGGGCACGGCCAUCCGGUGACGAUUCUGCAGAGGCCUCAAAGCACUCAGUCAAAGUCCAUGUCACCAGCCCCAGGGCUUCAAGCAACUCCCGUCCAGCAUCAGCAGCAACUCCAUGCUAACCCAACUCAAAUCCUCCAGAACCCCACCCGUGCGGGCUCGGAUGCGCAUGCGCCACUCCAACAUGGCCAUCAAGCCAAGCAGUCUCAGGGUCUUGUUCCUAACGCCGCACAGCUGCAGGCCCAUCCCCAGAUGCAGCAGAUGUCGGAAGAGGAGAAGGCAGCCUACUUGGAUCAAGAGACUAAGAGGGCCAAGCGCAACCACAAGAUCUGGCUCCUCUCGAAAGACAACGGUUUGAUGACUCCCCAGGACAAAAACUUCAUUACCCGUAUUCAGCUCCAACAGCUGGUCUCCGCUACCGGUAACCUUGUUGACGGAUCUGAUGCGACAAUUGCCGAGGACUUCUAUUACCAAGUCUACAGUCAUAUCCGAGCCGGUCAACGUCAGAACCCUAGCCAGCCUCUAAGCAACUUUGCGCAAACCUAUUUGUACCAGACCGGUAGCCGUCAGGGUGGCAUGCGACGACACGGCCGACCUGCCGAGAACCACUUCCAGCGAAUGGAACAACAGGUCCAGCGAGCUGUUGAAGCUGCCAAGAACAAGCCCAAAAACCCCCAGCUGGUUAUUGCAGGUAGUCUUGGUAAGAUUUCCUUCAGCAACGCCAAGACACCUAAGCCCCUACUCAGCAUCAAGCGCACCGAAAGUGAGCAUACAAGGCCAAACAAUGGCAAGAAGGGUUCCAGCCUCGACCGAAAGACUAUUUUGCGAAACGUAGAGAAGGUCUACCAGACUCUGAUGCAGAUCGAGGAUCAUGUCCGACUUAUUCCACCUCCCAUGACCAGCCCCGAUGAGGAGCUCGAGAACAAGCACAAGGAGUGGGCUGCCAUCUUGGAAACAUACAACGCUAAGCUCUGGCAAGAGCUCAAGGUCCACGAACAAAUCGGAGUCGUUGUUCCCCAUCCGUUCAUCGCUUUCUUGUCCUGCGCCAAGGGUGAGAGAGCUAUCCCGCGUCUCUUCCCUCACCUUUCUUUUGAACAACGGACCACUAUCUUGACCAUGAUCAUCUACCACCUCGACCAAUUGGAUGUUGUCCAGGGCGCUGCUAUCACGCCAGGCGAGGUGACCACGAUCAACGCACGAAUGCGAGAGAAGAUUGAACUUUUUAUCUCUACUGUCAUGCCAUCACUGAUGCAAUACUUCAACGAUACUGGCCUGGAUAUUGUUGAUGGUGUCUUGAAUCUGAUCGCCACAAAGUUGAAUGUCGAUCUUAUUGUUAGAUCCAGAAUUGGUGUGUCCAUGCUGACACUUAUCCUCAGCCGUGCCGUGCUUCUCAAGCAGACAGGAGCCGGCACUCCUGAGCAGUGGGAUAACUGGGAUCGAACUUUUGAAAUUUUGUUUACCAGACUUGAACCUUCGCUGCCUUACAUUUUCCCUGGCAGCGUCAAUACCGGAGAAGACGUCUACGUAUGGCAGCUUCUCGCAGCUAUGGGUGUCAGCGCUACCCAUGACCAGCAAACUCGCUUGGUUCUUGCUGUCAAGGAUCGCGUGCUCGAUACUGUCACUGUUUCAAAGACACUCCCCCCUGUUAUGGGUGCGGAGAGACUGAACAGUGUCAACCUGUUCAUGCGAUCUAUCGGCUUGGACGUUGAACUUCUCCAGUAA